UGCGGGUGUUGAAUCAUUUAAAGCUCUCAAUGUGAAGGUGAGUCGGGAUGUAUGUUCAGUGGUGACACAAGAAAUCGUCCCGUUUGUUGUCGGAAUAACAGGAUAGACCCUUCGUUACUACCACCUUGACUGAAGACAUGGUACAGUGGCUCAAUGGACGGAAGCAGCCUGCGCUAAAAUGUAAUAACUAAAGCCUCCGGCAGCUGAUAAGAUCUGGUCGUUGAGGGGGACUUUGAGACAACAUGGAGGAAUGUAGCGAAGCCAGUCUAUAUUCCAACGAAGAUGAAGUGAAUUGUCCCGGACCUUUGUUUAGAGUGAAGAUGUUCGUAAUGGGCGAUGUUGGCUGCGGUAAGACAAGUCUGGUUCAGUCCCUCAUCGGCCCCACCCCCAAACUGAACGACAACCCCACGGACGGCGUCAAGGUGGAGCUAUGGUACCCCUUCAAGACAUCCAAACAUAAUGAAAGCUUGUUAGACAGGAAGCUGAGCGGGGAAGAGCAUCACCUCAUUAUAGAGAUCUGGGAUAUGACAGGGAGACAGGUGUGUCAACACGCCCACCAGAUGUACCUGACCCGGGAGUCUAUCUUCCUCCUCCUCUACAACAGGGUGGACCACACCAGCUGCGACAGUGUCCUCCCCAUCUACACCAGCAUCCAGGAGGCCGCUCCAGGAAGCACCGUGAUCAUUGCGAGUACAAAGGCGGACAAAUCUCCGCCCGACGGGAACCGUGCCACUCUGCCGUCAGGGGAACAGAUUCUCGACUCCCUGAGGACGAGCCUGGACAACUGGAGGUUCUAUGUCCUGAAGGAGAUAGACGAACUCAAGCUGUUGUCACGAGAAGCGCACGCCAAAGAACCGGAGUCGGCCAACAAGAGCAAGAAGAACGACACACGUCACAGGCACAGCGACACCUACCCUGUAGUCAAGUCUCAGAUGGAGGUGUGUGAAGCCAUCCUCAUGAAGGUCAAGGACGUGCCAACCAAAGUGUACGAUGUCAGCUCGUUAGACGGCCAGGGUAUCGAUGAACUGAAAACGGUCAUCUUCCAAACAGCCCUGGACCCCGUGAAGUUCCCGCACCUGGACCGGACCAUCAAACCCAGCACCAUCUCCUUGUACGACGAGAUUCUGAAGCUGCGAGAACGAGAUCUCGUUCUGCUGACAUGGGGUCAAUUUCGAGAUAUAGCGAAUCAGCUGAGUCCUGAUGGCGAUGACACGCUCGAGGAGGAUACUGCUUUCCUUCAAACAAUUGGAGGCCUGCUCGAUUUCAAAAUGACACCAUCCCUUUCCAACACUCCCGACAAGCCCACUUCCAACAUCCCGACCGCGGGGACGGGCCGGUUUAUCUGUGUCCACCCCGGCGUCCUCGCCAACGCCGUGUGCUGCUGCCUCGUCGACGACGACAAGAAAGCCUUCAGGUUCGAGUCGUGCAGGUUCUGGCCCAAAGAUUCUGGCUUCAAACGUCCAGAUCCUCAGGUGCUGUGCAAGGUGCUGGAGUCGAUACCUCAUGAAGGUCUAAUUAGGGAGUCUCUUCUUCCAUUGUUGUGGCAGGAGAGCAACCUGUACGAGGACCAGAUCAUGCACCUGGUGCGUGUGUUCACCUACCUGGGUCUGUUCAUCUGCUACUGUAACAGCAAGACUAACUGUGAGGGGCUAGCCCUUCCCUACUACCCCCACCUGUCGGUACAGCGCUGUCUGUAUGCUGUCCUCCUGGAUCUGCUGCCCAACAACAGACCACAACUUAACUGGACACCCAAGCCUUUCAAGGGAGACUUGCAGAUCACCAUAGGCUACGUCUUCCCCACCGGGCUCCCCGUGGGUGUGGCCAAACAGCUGUUGGCACACUGCCAGUACGUGGGUCAGGAUACCAGCUCCUACCGGCACAUGUGGAAGUACGGGGUGCUCCAGAGGGUCGGGGAGGCCAUAGUCUGCGCGGAACACGACAACUCCCAGUUCAACAUCAGCUGCCGGGUGAACGCCGACGAGCCUGGCCAGGAGGACUCGGCCGUGCAGCUGCUGUGGGUGUCGUUGUCGCCGUUCCUGCUGUCUCUGAACAAGUUCCUCAACUUCUGGCCCGGGCUUUUCUACAAGAUGGUCAUCCUUCCUCUGGGCCACCAGUUCUACCACGAGGAGAAGGUGGAGAGUGAGCCGAUGGUGUCCCUGCUGAAGUGCUUGUCCUACUGGCUGGCCGACAAGAAAUACAGCUUCAAGGAUGGGGAGGUGGAGAGAGAGAUCGACCUGCAGCUGCUCUUCCCCUUCAGAGACUGCCCAACUCUGCAUUGUGUCGAGGACUGGUUGAUGUUUGUGUUAAACAAGAAGCAUCUUGUGUUCCCCUCUGAGGAGAGCAACACAAUCAUGGAGCCCACCACAGACACGAAGACGGCCCUGAAGAUUAACCCAUUGCUUCUCCUCAGCAAGGGAUCAAUGAAGCUCAAGAGCAAGAAGAAAAAGAGUGUAGAGGUGAAGUGGAAGUUAGAACCAGUAGGAGACAAAACACCUCCACCUCCACCCACGGCAGGAACUCCAUCAACCAACGCUACACCAAAGCCUGACCCUAACCAGAAAACAGAGGUCAAAGAGGAGACAACUCCAGCUACACAAAACACCAUCACUGGAGGGGGUAAAGGGGAGGAGAGUAUUCCUGUUCCACAUGUGACGGACGUGUCCUUGCCGAGUGGGAAGGGUGCAGUGAAGAUUGCCUGGUCAGAGGAAGAGGAGGUGAAGGAAGCGACACGGAUAGCGUCUGGGUUCGUGGCGGCCAUCAUGGCUAGUGCUGUGGCUGAGUUCAUCUCGUCGGAGUGUGAGAGCAGCCAGAUGUACAAGGAGGUUGUGUCAGCAGCUCAGGUGGCUGCAGCCAGGGUGACGGCCGAGGCAGCACGGGCAGCACAGACAGGAGACAUCGACGGCGCUGCCAAGGCUGUGUUGCAGGCUGUGAAGGCCGUGGAGAUAGCUAUGGGCAAGUCUGGCACCUCAAGUGGACAGGGCCCUAUCAGAAGCAGACUCUGUGUAAUACUCUGAAGAACAUGUGACCCUCUUGUCUUUAUACUGGUAACUGACAUGUCAGGACUGAAAAAUGUGCAAGCCAAAGGGAUGUGAUGCGGAAUAUAUUAUUCAUCUUUUCUAGUAUUUAUAUGGAUUUUAAAAAUAACUUCUCAGACAGCUUAUUGAGCAACAGACAGUGUGUUCAACUCAUCUGAUUGGCUUGGAGCCUAUCUGUUGACAGGUAUCAACCAAAAUAUAUAUCCUGAAGAAACACGUCACAACUGGUUAAAGAAACAUUAAAUGGAGAUGUGCUUCAAAGUGGAAAUAACAGUGUGAAAAGUGUGAUACAUACAUUUCUAGAAAACAACCUUGGUGGAUGCCCCUUGUAAACAAAUUUGGUGGAUUCAGAAUAGUACUGUGAAGAGAGCGUCAUGUCAUGAGUACAACCUUACUCCACUACGUACUAGCUAAUACUGGAUUCUGCUGCCA
Haliotis rubra (blacklip abalone) is the source of this 3467-nucleotide messenger RNA. RefSeq lists its product as uncharacterized. The transcript is spliced from 16 exons. The coding region runs from base 243 to 3014 and encodes 923 amino acids. Lineage: Eukaryota; Metazoa; Mollusca; Gastropoda; Lepetellida; Haliotidae. The record is from RefSeq and is a predicted model, not a curated record. Gene Ontology annotation, biological process: regulation of DNA-templated transcription.